Messenger RNA from Schistosoma mattheei, 2740 nucleotides. Lineage: Eukaryota; Metazoa; Platyhelminthes; Trematoda; Strigeidida; Schistosomatidae. The record is from the annotation of a GenBank genome assembly.
AUGAUUCGAUUCAUAAUUGUCGGUUUCCUACCAUAUUUAUAUGGUGAGAUUGUGAGAAUUCCUCUCCACCCUUUGAAAAGAUCUGAUUCAUUGGUGGGACUUGGUGCGACUUACUUUAAGCCUUCGACGAGAAAAUGGAAGUAUGAAUGGAAUAAGCAGAAUACAUCUACACCGGAACAAUUGAUUAAUUAUGAAAACCUUCAGUAUUAUGGUGAGAUAUCAGUGGGAACUCCACCUCAAAAGUUACGAGUAUUGUUUGAUACAGGAUCCACUGACACAUGGCUCGCUUCAAGGAAGUGUUGGAUUCUUGAUAUAUUUUGUUGGAUGUUUUCAUUUUACGAUAGCUCGAAAUCGUCGACUUAUGUAGCAGAUGGUUCUAGUUUUCAUGUCAGAUAUCUGGAUGGUGAGUUCUCUGGAUUUUGGAGUGUGGACACUAUACGAAUAAACUCGUUGGAGAUUCGGAAUCAAGCGUUUGCUGAAGUGAGGAGUAUAUUUAAUCUGGAUUACUUAUCUGAUAAAUAUGAUGGAAUAAUUGGCAUGUCGACUAGAAGGAUAUCGGAAUAUGGAAACAUUCCAAUGUUUCCGAAUAUACUAGCUAAUGGUGUGAAUGUGGAGCCAAUAUAUUCAUUUUAUUUAAAUCGGGAAAACGGUGAAGGAAUCGGUGGUGAAUUGGUACUUGGUGGUGUAAAUCCUAAAUAUUUCAAGGGUGAUUUUGAAUAUGUACCUACUAUUCACAAUCAUAUGUGGGCGAUUCAAAUGUUAAGUUUGCAAAUAAAUGGGAUAAACUUUUGCAACAUAUGUUCUGCUGUUAUUGAUACUGGAACAUCUUUAAUUAUUGGACCAAAUGAACAAGUGAAAAAAAUCAAUUCUUUACUUCAUGCUUUUGACAUUUUUGGAAGAAAAUUCAUUGACUGUGGUCGAAUUGAUAUGCUUCCUUCGAUUGAGUUCAUAUUUCAUAGGAAUAAGUACAUUCUGAAGCCACAACACUAUGUAGUCAAGGUGCAUACAAGUAAUUCAUUUUGUCUUAAACAAUGCUAGUCACUGUACCAGUUAUGAGAUAGACAUGUCUGAUACAGAAUUGUUUGUUAAAAUUAUGAAGUUCCACUCAGUUUGAAGUUGUAAUAGGUAAGAUUGUUUUGAAAAGGUACAUCUCAAUGAACAGGUCAAUUUAAUUCAUAUGAAACCUUUAUAUAAAAUUAUUGGUGUAUUUCAUAACCGAAACCACGCAAUCUGCACUAAACUGUAGAGUUAGCGAUUGACAUAUUUAUACCACAGUAAAUUCCCACGUCCGUUUGUUAGCUGGCUAACGUAGAUGGACGAAUAACACUAUCAUAAUAUUUCUUUUUUAGGACACAUGUAGAGGUAAUUUCUUAAAAAUACAGCUAUAUGGGAAUAAGAAAAUGUUAAUACAAAUUUAAUAGUAGUUUAGUCAAAAAGAACACAAGUGGGGAUAAUCGAAUGUAUUAGAACAUAAAAUUACAGAACAUGUUAGUAAAAUCUGAGAACCAUGCUGUAAAUACUUCAUUUGCAAAAUAUCAGUCAAUCGUCUCAGACUUUAUUGUUCCUUCGUUUCCCCACCAAUCAUUCUCUGUUCUCAUUCUUCUUUCUCCAAUUUUCCUAACAUUCUGCUGCCAGGUAUUUCACUUUCGAUUGAUGACACAUACUACUUAUAUCUACCUACAUCAGUAGCACACACCACAAUAGUACUUAAACCAUUAGUGGAUUAAGCUCAUCAUCGUUUACUGUGAAUAGAAAAUUAAAACAGAAUUUUCUGUGAAUUGUAUAAAAUAUUCGUAUUAAGAAAAUUUAGGAGUAAAGAAUGAGCUAAAUGGACCACAUCAUUUUUAAUGUUUAGUAAGCUGAGAGUGAGGAAGAUUUUGUUACAAAUAACUGUUUUAAAUAAAGUAUAUAUGAUGAAAAACAAUCCACUGUGUGCAUUACUAACUUAAUACAAUCAUUUAAAAUAUUAAAGCUUAUUAAAUUCUAAGUUUAAACUGAUGUCAACAUAAUCCAUGUGAAGUAAUGUGAAGAAAGACGAUCUCAGAGAAAACAUGAAUCAUUAGUUUCUUAUUGAGUGAUGUAUAUUACAAUUUGCAAUCAACAAAUAACCAGAUCAAGGAAAUGAUUGCUAAUCUUUGAAUAAUCUUUCAGACGGCCACUAUUCAGACGAACAAGAUGGAAACAAUUUGCUUCCAUACUAAUGUAUUUUUUGUUCAAUUACAGGAGAGCGAAUUCUUUAAAACAAUUUGUUUGUCACCUUUUCAAUCUCAUCUUUCGUUACCUUCUAACUAUUGGGUUCUUGGUGACGUUUUUAUGGGAAAAUUCUAUACUGUAUUCGAUUUCGGUCAGAGAAGAAUUGGACUGGCUGAUGCUGUGGGAGCAUAGAGAUGAGCUCAUUGACGAAAAUAAAUGGUUGUAUGCAAUGAAAAGAGAAAUAAAUAAACAAAUUGUAUCGUGGAAAUAAUUAAAGAAUAUGUGUCAAUAUAUACACAUUAGGAAGUUGGUGUAAGAAGAAAAGGUGUAUGUGAGGACCAGAUGUUUAGUGUUAAAUUUUUUCAUAAAACGCUACUUAUGAAUUGUCUUGAUAGAACAUUUUUGUUACAUGGAUUAUAAUAAUUUGAGGUAGCAGUUGGGAACCAUUAAUUUUCGAUAGGAGGAUUGCGAUAUCCUACUGAAGUAUAAAUAGUGUAUCGUGGGGUGAUUCUAGUGACAUUACAGAUUAUUCGUUAUCAUUCACAAC